Messenger RNA from Saprolegnia parasitica CBS 223.65, 600 nucleotides. RefSeq lists its product as hypothetical. Gene Ontology annotation, molecular function: proton-transporting ATPase activity, rotational mechanism. Lineage: Eukaryota; Oomycota; Saprolegniomycetes; Saprolegniales; Saprolegniaceae. Gene Ontology annotation, cellular component: proton-transporting V-type ATPase complex; vacuolar membrane. The record is from RefSeq and is a predicted model, not a curated record. The transcript has a single exon. The coding region runs from base 1 to 600 and encodes 199 amino acids.
AUGUCCCAAGACGCCGCCGAUGCGUUCUUCUCGCUGUCGCAGGCGCAGUAUGCGGCCGGCGACUUCCGCCACAAAGUCAUCGAGUCGGUGACGACGGCCGAGUUCCGCCUCGAGAACCGCAUUGAUAACGUGGCGGGUGUCAAGCUGCCCGUCUUCACGGACGUCGAGACGGCGCGCGAGAAGAGCGAAAACAUUGGUCUCUCUGGCGGUGGCGGCAAGAUCCAGAACUGCCGCGACAAGUUCCGCCACCUCCUCAAGGCGCUCGUGAAGCUCGCGUCGCUUCAGACGUCGUUUGUCACGCUGGACGAAGCGCUCAAGGUCACGAACCGCCGUGUGAACGCGCUCGACAACGUGACGCUUCCGCGCAUCGACAAGGUCAUCGACUACAUCUCGCGCGAGCUCGACGAGUUGGAGCGUGAAGACUUUGUGCGCAUCAAGAAGGUCCAGGCCAACAAGAUCCAGGCCGCGAAAGAGUUGCAGCUCGAGAACGAGGCGCAGGCUGCGGCCGAGGUCGCGACGGGCGUCCCCGUCUUUACGCCGUCGGACCUCGAUAUCCUCGCUGCGUUCGAGCCGGCGGCGGACGCGGAUGUUGUGUUUUAA